Molecule: messenger RNA, 1451 nt
Organism: Chanos chanos (milkfish)
Lineage: Eukaryota; Metazoa; Chordata; Actinopteri; Gonorynchiformes; Chanidae
Gene: plekha1a
Product: pleckstrin homology domain containing, family A (phosphoinositide binding specific) member 1a
Exons: 12
Coding region: 118-1338 (406 amino acids)
Source: RefSeq, a predicted model, not a curated record
AAGAGUGUUGUUUUCGGAGAUGGGCUGAUUCGUGCUACCUGAUUACUGUAAACUCAAAGCAAGACAAAACCGUUCAUUGCCGGUGGCGUUUAGGGAGGGAAUGUUCAGGCUGGGAGGAUGCCUUACGUGGACCGGCAGAACCGUAUCUGCGGCUUCCUGGACAUUGAGGAACAGGAGAACAGCGGCAAGUUCCUGCGCCGCUACUUCAUCCUGGACACACAGCAAGGCAGUCUGGUGUGGUACAUGGACAACCCACAGAACCUGCCUAUAGGUGCAGACUGUGUGGGCUCCCUCAAGCUAACAUAUAUCUCAAAGGUCAGUGAUGCUACCAAACAGAGACCAAAGGCAGAAUUCUGCUUUGUCAUUAAUGCAGGGAUGAGAAAGUUCUUCCUGCAGGCCAAUGAUGAACAAGACUUGGUGGACUGGGUUGACUCCCUCAACAAUGCGACCAAAAUCACAGUCCCUAAGUCCUGUGACGGGGUUCAGAAUGCAGACUGUCAGAAGGCUCUGUCUGAGAUGCAUGGCAUUAACAGGAAGCAGGUUCCCUACAAGACAGAAAUCAUAGGAGGAGUCCCCAUUAUUACUCACACACAGCAGGAAGGCAACAAUGGACAGAUUGGAGGGGAAAAAGAGGCACUGAAAAGGACACAGAGUCAGCUGCCUUAUUACCUGGGCCGAGCAGCUCAGGACCAUACCAUUAUAAAGACUGGGUACUGCGUCAAACAGGGAGCUGUGAUGAAGACCUGGAAACGAAGGUACUUUAUACUUGAGGAAAAUUCCAUGAGUUACUUCAAGUCAGAUCUGGAAAAGGAGCCUUUGCGGAUAAUUCCUUUAAAAGAGGUUCAUAAAGUUCAGGAGUGCAAACAUAGUGACAUCAUGAUGAGAGACAACCUUUUUGAAGUUGUCACAACAUCCAGAACCUUCUAUAUUCAGGCUGAUAGUCCAGAGGAGAUGCACAGUUGGAUCAAAGCUAUCUCGGGAGCAAUAGUGGCACAGAGAGGUCCUGGAAGAUCUGCUGCCUCUGAGCGUGUUGUCGGGAACUCCUCAUUUUACCGUUCCCACUCGUUCAACCACACCCCUUCCCCGCCAGGCUCUGCCGUGUCUGCCCUCCCAGAAUGCCGUGGUGCCUCGCAGUCUGGCCUGGGACAGCGAGCACUUCAUGAGCCUACUGCCGCUGCCCCGCCCACACGCUCGUCUGUCACUGCAAGACACCCACCUCUCCAAGUGACUCACGAGUCGCCAUGGAGACGCCGCAGCAGCUUUGGCUCUGCGUACCCUGCCCCUUCUUCUCCGCCGCUUGACCUUGAUGAUGCAGAACUGCCCAUCAGCGAGGUCUAACCUUUAACUUUUUAACUAUCAAACACAGAUUCCCCAAACAACCUCUUCACUAACUUUUGAAAGUCAACUCUUGUACAACACAGGACAGAUUGAGUGAAGGAUUAAGAGAUGAG